Lactuca virosa is the source of this 1198-nucleotide messenger RNA. The record is from the annotation of a GenBank genome assembly. Lineage: Eukaryota; Viridiplantae; Streptophyta; Magnoliopsida; Asterales; Asteraceae.
UCUCUCUCUCAGCAGGACCAUCUCAUCUUCUUCCUCCGAUUCCGAUACCUUCUGCCAUAUUCACCGGCCCCCACUACCCCUAUCUUCUCCUCUCUACCAAGCAUCAAACCGCAAAAUUUCAAAUCAUCUGUCUGUGGUGUGGUGUCUAGUCUACGCUAUACAGCUGCAGCCCACUCUCAAUUCACAGUCGACAAAUUAAAAAAUGAUUGAGAUGAUUAAGUAUCUGAUCGGCUACGCCGGAGCUAGCGGUUACGGUUCCAAAUCCACCGCCGAGCAAGUCACCGAUAACUGCGAUCGUUUAUGCUCUUGCACCGCCAUCAUCACAGGUGCGACGUCCGGGAUCGGAGCUGAGACGGCUCGUGUCCUGGCUAAGGGCGGUGCUCGUCUGAUCAUGCCUGCUCGGAAUCUAAAGGCCGCCGAGGAGAAUAAGGCUCGUAUCUUGUCGGAGUUUCCUGAUUCGGAGAUUAUUGUUAUCACUCUUGAUCUUAGCUCGCUUCAUUCCGUCAGGAGUUUUGUUUCUGAUUUUGAAGCUCUUAAUCUUCCGCUUAAUCUCCUCAUUAACAACGCCGGAAAAUUUUCUCAGAAUCACUGUAUAUCGGAAGACGGGAUGGAGAUGACGUUUGCAACGAAUUAUCUAGGUCAUUUUUUGUUAACGGAACUGUUGAUGAAGAAUAUGAUAGAGACGGCAAACAUAACCGGCAUACAAGGUCGUAUCGUGAACGUAUCUUCCGGCAUCCAUACCUGGUUUUCCGGCGACUUGAUUCGUUCUCUUGGUCGAAUCACUCGAGAUAAAAGUCAGUACGAUGCAACACGUGCAUAUGCAAUCUCGAAGCUCGCUAACGUUUUGCAUACCAAGGAACUUGCUCGGAGACUCAAGCAAAUGGAGGCGAACGUGACUGUAAACUGUGUGCAUCCUGGGAUCGUGAGAACGGAGCUAACAAGAGAUCACAAAGGCUUUGUAACAGAUCUCGUAUUUUUUCUGGCUUCAAAGCUGUUAAAAACCAUUCCUCAGGCGGCGGCGACCACAUGCUAUGUUGCAACUGACCCAAGACUGAGAAAUGUGAGCGGAAAAUACUUUGUAGACUGCAACGAAGCUUCACCAUCAAAACUAGCAUGCGAUCCAGAGGAAGUCCGGCAUCACCACAACCAUUUGCCACCACCACCACCACCCUCUAGCCCCAUAAUCUGCCCCCAAUAA